CCCCGGCUGCAGCCCGCCGGCUCGCCAGUGCAGCCGCGAUGCCCCGGAGCCCGAGCUCGACCCCGGCCCGGGUUCCCGGCCCACCGCGUAUUUAGCCUCCGUGCGUCCCGAGCGCGCCACCGCCAACGCCGCGCCCCGACGCAGCUAUGGGCAACACUGUGCACAGGACCCUGCCAGACUCGAGCCCGCCCGCGCGCCUCCUGGCCACCCGGCCUUGCUGCGGCCCUGGCCCGGAACGACGCCCGGUCCUGGGCGAAGCGCCGCGUUUCCAUGCACAGGCCAAGGGCAAGAACGUGCGGCUGGACGGCCACUCGCGCCGGGCCACGCGGCGCAACAGCUUCUGCAACGGGGUCACGUUCACGCAGCGGCCCAUCCGGCUAUACGAGCAGGUGCGGCUGCGCCUGGUGGCCGUGCGCCCGGGCUGGAGCGGGGCACUGCGCUUCGGCUUCACGGCGCACGACCCGUCGCUCAUGAGCGCCCAGGACAUCCCCAAGUACGCCUGUCCUGACCUGGUCACGCGGCCCGGUUACUGGGCCAAGGCGCUGCCCGAGAACCUGGCGCUGCGCGACACUGUGCUGGCCUACUGGGCGGACCGCCACGGCCGUGUCUUCUAUAGCGUCAACGACGGCGAGCCCGUGCUCUUCCACUGCGGUGUGGCCGUGAGCGGCCCUCUCUGGGCGCUCAUCGACGUCUACGGCAUCACCGACGAGGUGCAGCUCCUCGAGAGCGGGUUCGCCGACACGCUGACGCCCGCGCGCCUCGGCCAGGCCCGCUUCAGCGCCUGCCUGCCGCCCAGCAGCCACGACGCGGCUAACUUCGACAACAACGAGCUCGAGAACAACCAGGUGGUGGCCAAGCUGGGCCACCUGGCGCUGGGCCGCGCCCCGGGCCCGCCGCUCGCCGACCACGCGGCCGCCGCCAUCCCGUGCGGGCCCCGCGAGCGCCCGCGGCCCUCGUCGUCGCCGGCGCUGCUAGAAGCCGACCUGCGCUUCCACGCGACGCGCGGGCCCGACGUGAGCCUGUCGCUCGACCGCAAGGUGGCCUGCGCGCCGCGGCCCGACGGCGGUCGCACGCUUGUCUUCUCCGAGCGCCCGCUGCGGCCCGGCGAGAGCCUCUUCGUGGAGGUGGGCCGCCCGGGGCUGGCGGCGCCCGGUGCGCUGGCCUUCGGCAUCACGUCAUGCGACCCGGGCGGGCUCCGGGCCGCCGAGCUGCCCACCGACCCCUACGCGCUGCUCGACCGCAAAGAGUACUGGGUGGUGGCGCGCGCCGGGCCCGUGCCGAGCGGAGGCGACGCGCUCAGCUUCACUCUGCGGCCCGGCGGCGACGUGCUCCUGGGAGUCAAUGGGCGCCCGCGCGACCGCCUGCUGUGCGUCGACACCACGCAGGCGCUCUGGGCCUUCUUCGCAGUGAGCGGCGGCGGCGCCGCAGGCCAGCUGCGCCUCCUCGGCACCCUGCAGUCCAGCCCUGCAACCACAUCCCCAUCAGGAUCCCUCAGCGGCUCCCAGGACGAUAGCGAUUCCGAUAUGGCCUUCAGCGUCAACCAGUCCUCCUCGGCAUCUGAAUCAUCCCUGGUGACGGCCCCCAGCUCCCCACUGAGCCCACCAGUGUCCCCCGUGUUCUCCCCACCGGAGCUGGCGGGCAGCAAGAACAGCGAGUGUGCCGUGUGCUUCGAUGGCGAAGUGGACACAGUCAUCUACACGUGUGGACACAUGUGCCUGUGCCAUGGCUGCGGCCUGCGGCUUAAGAGGCAGGCCCGGGCCUGCUGCCCCAUCUGCCGGCGGCCCAUCAAGGACGUCAUUAAGAUCUACAGGCCGUAG
Molecule: messenger RNA, 1817 nt
Organism: Lipotes vexillifer (Yangtze River dolphin)
Lineage: Eukaryota; Metazoa; Chordata; Mammalia; Artiodactyla; Lipotidae
Gene: NEURL1B
Product: neuralized E3 ubiquitin protein ligase 1B
Exons: 5
Coding region: 147-1817 (556 amino acids)
Biological process (GO): ubiquitin-dependent endocytosis
Cellular component (GO): early endosome
Molecular function (GO): ubiquitin protein ligase activity
Source: RefSeq, a predicted model, not a curated record